Molecule: messenger RNA, 1140 nt
Organism: Ornithodoros turicata
Lineage: Eukaryota; Metazoa; Arthropoda; Arachnida; Ixodida; Argasidae
Exons: 2
Coding region: 1-1140 (379 amino acids)
Molecular function (GO): RNA-DNA hybrid ribonuclease activity; nucleic acid binding
Source: RefSeq, a predicted model, not a curated record
AUGUACGUUCGCCCUAUCCUGGAGUUUGGCUGUCCCAUUUUUUCCAGUCGUCCGCAAACGCAGCUUCGACCUCUUCUGCUGCUCGAACGCAGGGCGCUGCGCUUCUGUCUGGGCGUACCAAUCACUACACCCAUAUCGCACCUUUAUGCUGAGAGUGGCGUUAUUCCUUUGUCCUCCCGAUUCAACACCCUAACCCUCCGCUGUAUUUUACUUCUUUUCUCUAGUCAGCACUUCCUUCGCGUUGCCUUCCGCGUCACCAGUAUCGUGUCCUUCCGCGCCCUCCGGUGGACCCCCAGGAUCUACCCGCAGCUGGCGUUCGCCGAACGCUUGUUCCUCCAGCUCUAUGCGAUGCCGGUCAGCUUAUCCAGGUUGGUUCCAUCGCCCGCUGCUCCCGCUCCGGAUAUCAGUAUCCGCGUCGUGCCCCUAUUCAACCCUGGUCGCGCCAACCUUCCUCCCCCUGCAGUCCUCUCCGCGCUCCUCGACAGUCACGUUAGUUCACUCUCCUCUCACCUUGCGAUCUUCACCGAUGGCUCUGUCGUAAACGAGAAAGCGGGCAUUGGCUUCUUCAUACCAUCCAUGGGCGUGCGCAGGAGCAUCCGCCUCCCUGACUACAUCCCGAUCUACUUUGCAGAGCUAGUGGCUCUUCUGAUGGCGCUCCAAGCCGUGCCGUCCUCGCACAAUCUAGUCUGCUUCUUCACCGACUCCUUGUCCCUAGUCUCCAAAUUGGACAGUAGCAGGAGCUCGCAUGAACGUGACCUGCUUCUCGCAUUCUCUCCCUCCUUCAUCCAUGAAAUUGUUCUGACAUGGGUUCCCGGCCACUGCGGGCUUCCCGCUAACGAAGUCGCGGAUUCUCUUGCGCGUGCCGCCGUCGCAUCUACUCACCUCGCUGUUCUACCCCUCAUUCCUACGGUUCUAUACGCAAUGUACAAAAGGUUCGACAGCCUCCGUAGAGCUGCUGCCCUCCAACAGCAGCUCCGCGCGCGGCCUGAACUAGCGCACCUGGAAUUUGGCUGGAACCCUCUCCUUUGUGGUGUUCAAGUACGUCCCGAACAGGAUAACCGCGUGGACGAAGGUAAGUGCAAAGAAAUCCGCAAGAAGCUCAAUACCAGCAUGAUGAACAUGAUCAACGCUCAGGACUGA